This is a messenger RNA of Galeopterus variegatus (Sunda flying lemur), 3898 nucleotides long. RefSeq names its product solute carrier family 38, member 10 (gene SLC38A10). Gene Ontology annotation, biological process: amino acid transmembrane transport. The record is from RefSeq and is a predicted model, not a curated record. Bases 57 to 3401 code for a protein of 1114 amino acids. Gene Ontology annotation, molecular function: amino acid transmembrane transporter activity. The transcript is spliced from 17 exons. Lineage: Eukaryota; Metazoa; Chordata; Mammalia; Dermoptera; Cynocephalidae.
CCAGGCCAUCCCCGGCCCCCGCCCGCCGCCCCACCGGCGUCCCCGCGCCCCCCGCCAUGACCGCGGCCGCCGCCUCCAACUGGGGGCUGAUCACGAACGUAGUGAACAGCAUCGUAGGGGUCAGCGUCCUCACCAUGCCCUUCUGCUUCAAACAGUGUGGCAUUGCCCUGGGGGCCCUGCUCCUGGUCUUCUGCUCCUGGAUGACGCACCAGUCCUGCAUGUUCUUGGUGAAGUGCGCCAGCCUGAGCAAGCGGAGAACCUACGCGGGCCUGGCGUUCCACGCCUAUGGGAAAGCCGGGAAGAUGCUGGUGGAGACCAGCAUGAUUGGGCUGAUGCUGGGGACCUGCAUCGCGUUCUACGUUGUGAUUGGCGACUUGGGGUCCAACUUCUUUGCUCGGCUGUUUGGGUUCCAGGUGACCGGCGCCUUCCGCGUGCUCCUGCUCUUCGUGGUGUCCCUGUGCAUUGUGCUCCCGCUCAGCCUCCAGAGGAACAUGAUGGCCUCCAUCCAGUCCUUCAGUGCCAUGGCCCUCAUCUUCUACACUGUGUUCAUGUUCGUGAUCGUGCUGUCCUCUCUCAAGCACGGCCUCUUUGCCGGGCAGUGGCUGCGGCGGGUCAGCUAUGUCCGCUGGGAGGGCCUCUUCCGCUGUGUCCCCAUCUUCGGCAUGUCCUUUGCCUGUCAGUCCCAGGUUCUCCCUACCUAUGACAGCCUGGACGAGCCGUCGGUGAAAACCAUGAGCUCCAUAUUUGCCUCCUCCCUCAACGUGGUCACCGCCUUCUAUGUCAUGGUGGGGUUUUUCGGUUAUGUCAGCUUCACCGAGGCCACUGCAGGCAACGUGCUGAUGCACUUUCCUUCCAACCUGGUGACGGAGAUGAUGCGCGUGGGCUUCAUGAUGUCGGUGGCCGUGGGCUUCCCCAUGAUGAUCCUGCCCUGCAGGCAGGCCUUGAACACACUGCUUUUCGAGCAGCAGCAAAAAGAUGGCACCUUUGCUGCGGGAGGCUACAUGCCUCCCCUUCGGUUUAAAGCUCUUACCCUCUCGGUUGUGUUUGGAACCAUGGUCGGCGGCAUCAUGAUCCCCAACGUGGAGACCAUCCUGGGCCUCACGGGCGCGACGAUGGGAAGUCUCAUCUGCUUCAUCUGCCCGGCUCUGAUCUACAGGAAGAUCCACAGAAACGCCCUUUCCUCCCAGGUGGUGCUCUGGGUCGGCCUGGGCGUCCUGGUGGUCAGCACACUCACCACCCUGUCUGUGAGCGAGGACACUCCUGUGGACUUGGCAAGGGAAGCCCCUGGCAUCCAGCUUGGGGAGGCUGAGGGUGUGAUGAAGGCAGAGGCAGCGGCCCGGCUCUCAGUCCAGGAGCCCAUCGUGGACGUGGCCGAGGAUGGCCGUGAGAAGCCAGAGCUGCCCAAGGAGAAAGAGGAGCUGGAGCAGGCCCAGAUUAAGGGUCCCAUGGACGUGCCUGGAAGGGAAGGCACCAAGGAGAAGCAGGAGGUGGCGCAGCUCGAUCGCCCAGGCCAAGGUAUUGCUCUACCUAUGGGCGAGGCCCACCGCCACGAGCCUCCUAUCCCUCACGAUAAGGUGGUGGUUGAUGAACGCCAGGACCGAGAAGGACUAGAAGCGAACAAAGCUCCGUCCAAACACACAGACGAAAAGGCUCCAGGGAACAUGGGUCCGAUGGUAUUGCCUCUGCCCAAUUCAGAAAGAGAGAAGUGGGAACCAGAGAAGGGGGAGGUCAGGAAGAGACCCAUGAAGGACCAGGCCUUGGAGGAAGCAGGUGGUCUUCCUGUGGAUCCCCAGAAGGUUCCAGAAGCACAUGGUCAGCCAGCUGUCCAGCCUGUGAGGGAGGACCUGGGGCCAGGUGACAAGGAUCUGCACCUGGGGCCCCGGGCAGUGUUCUCUGAGGAGCAGAACGUGGCAGCAGGUGGAGGGGCGAGGGCUGACAGCGCGCCGCUGCUGGGCAAGGCCACCAGGGACGUGGGGAGACCCGCAGAGAACAGCGACCCUGGUGGGAAGGAGCCCCUUCCAGCAGAGAAGCUGGCUCCUGGGGCCGGGCUGCAGCCGGAGCCUCGAGAGCAGAGGGACGGGGAGCACCCAGGCGGCGACAAGACUGGCAGCAAGCUGGAGGCUGAAAUUAAAAAGAUAGUAGCAGAAGCAGGCAGGGCCGAGGUGCUGGACCACGCCGUCCUGCUGCAGGUGAUCCAGGAGCAGCAGGCCCAGCAGAAGCGGCUGCUGGACCAGCAGGAGAAGCUGCUGGCCGUGAUCGAGGAGCAGCACAAGGAGAUCCACCAGCAGCGGCAGGAGGGCGAGGGGGACAGGUCCAGGCAGGUGGACACACAGCCCGAGCCCGGAGCGCCUGCACCCAGAGGUCAGGAGGAGGAGGCCCACGAUGGGCAGGCCAGGGCGACGGGAGUGCCUGGGGGCCACCCUGCUGUGGCCCAAGAGCUAGGCCAGCAUUCCCCAGAGGAGCCUGAGGGGGCUGCGGGCAGAGACCUGGCCGGCCCUCCUGCUGGUGGAUCCGACCCAGAGCCCCGGGAAGCCCAGGUCAAGCCAAGAGAAGGCAGGAAGGGCGCUGUGCCUGAGGUGGCCGGGGCUUCUGUGGAAGAGCGACUCCCCAAGGACCUGGAACAGGUGCCCCUGCCAGACCCUGCCGGGGUGCCCAGGAGCCCAGAGAAGCACCUUGCUGAAGAAUUCCCCAGGCAAAGUCAGGAUAUUUUUGGCGGAGGUUCCCAGGAAAGCAAGAAAUCCAGAAAGGAGGCAGCAGCCACUGGUGCCAGUGCUCGGAAGGAGGCUGACCAGCUGGCAGCAGGGGCAGGGUCCCAGGAGCCUCAUGCGAAGGCCCUCGGCCUGGGCCCUGCAGCCAGCCUGUCUAGCAGGGCGGGAGCAGCAGCCGCCCAGCCCCAGGCCGUGGGACGUCAGCUGGAGCCCCGGGAUGUCUCUGAUGGGGCUCAGGGUGGGCAGCAGGGUCAACAGCUGGACCUGGCCGGUCACCCAGAGGCACUAAAGGAGGCCCACGGUGGGGAACACGCGCCUGCUCCCCCAGGGCAGCCAAGAGCUGGGGAGGACGCCACUGAGCAGGAGCCCAAGCAGAGGCUAGACUCUGUGCUCGGGCCCAGACCAGCUGUCCCUGGGGCUCAGAAGCCGGACAAUGCCAAACCAAACCGAGACCUGAAACUGCAGGCCGACUCCGACCUCCGGAGGAGACGGCGGGACCUUGCCGCCCGUGCUGAGGCAGGGCUGGCCCUGAAGGAUGGGGUGAUCGUCAGCCUGCAUCCCCUCCCCGACGUCCGGCUGAAUGACCUCCGCAGCGCCCUGGACGCCCAGCUCCGCCAGGCUGCGGGGGGCGCUCUGCAGGUGGUCCACAGCCGGCAGAUUAAACAUGUGCCCGGGGCUCGGGAAGAGGCCUGAGCACUCGGCCACUGCAGAGGGCCACCCCAGCCGUGUCCAGGCUGAAUUCACAGCCACGCUUGUGUUGAGUGAAAGUCUUAAGAUUUUGCUGUCCACAGCAUUGUUUUCAGAAUGUUCUUCCUGUCAUCCUGUCACACUCUGAGGUCCCCCAAACCUGUCCAGACAGAGCUCACUGCAGCCCAUGAGGACUGGCCCCUGCUCUGCACUGGCCAGUGCAGCUGUGCCCUGAGGCUCAGAUGCUGAGGAGACGCUGAGCCUGUGACCAGGUCCUUCUGUUUCCGUCAGUGACGGGCCCCAUCCUGCCGCCUGUUGCAAGCUAUGGGGACAGAAGCUGAACUGGAUGAUGUGACCAAGGUACAAAUGCCUUUGACACACGGGCUACCGUGAGAACCACCCCCUUAACCAGACUUCCAGUUACUCAGAAGCUUCAUUGUUGCUCUAGUGUUUUCCAUGAGUCUUGUAGAGAUUCUUAAAUAAACACUUCUUCCUUCAGCCUG